Molecule: messenger RNA, 1957 nt
Organism: Daucus carota subsp. sativus
Lineage: Eukaryota; Viridiplantae; Streptophyta; Magnoliopsida; Apiales; Apiaceae
Product: biotin carboxylase 1, chloroplastic
Exons: 17
Coding region: 144-1754 (536 amino acids)
Molecular function (GO): metal ion binding; ligase activity; ATP binding
Source: RefSeq, a predicted model, not a curated record
CAAGAAGCUCCACGCGUAUUCAAGCUCCCUCCCUCGUUUUUAUCGACCCCCUUUUGUGCAUAUAUACACGUACUCAUGCUUCCAGUGCUUUCAUUUUCUUCAGCUCUUCUAAUCACUCUGCAUUUCCUCUCCAAGUCAGGAAAAUGGAGUCCGCGGCCUUAACUUAUUCCAGCAAGCCUGUUCACUCUCCACUUCCGAGAUUAUUUGGUGGGGGCUCUUCUGGAAUCAAAAGCUCACAAUGCAGUUUCAUGGUGGGAAGCAAAGUGAGUUUUCCUAUGCAGAGAAUGCGAUCUUUUCAAGUUAGUCGAGAAUGUGGGAAACGUGGGGCAGCUCUAAGUGUUAGUUGUAGAGGUGAUAAAAUUCUAGUGGCAAACAGAGGAGAGAUUGCUGUCCGUGUCAUACGCACUGCUCAUGAGAUGGGGAUACCUUGUGUCGCUGUUUACUCGACGAUUGAUAAAGACGCACUUCAUGUGAAGCUGGCUGAUGAAUCAGUUUGUAUUGGCGAAGCACCAAGUAACCAGUCGUAUUUACUUGUUCCAAAUGUCCUCUCCGCUGCUAUAAGUCAUAAAUGCACAAUGCUUCAUCCAGGAUAUGGCUUCCUUUCUGAGAAUGCACUUUUUGUUGAAAUGUGCAGAGAACAUGGAAUCAACUUUAUCGGGCCAAAUCCUGACAGCAUUCGAGUCAUGGGUGACAAAUCUACUGCUAGGGACACAAUGAAGAAUGCUGGCGUUCCAACUGUACCUGGAAGCGACGGCUUGUUACAGAGUACUGAAGAAGCUGUCAGACUUGCUGAGGAGAUCGGUUACCCUGUCAUGAUUAAGGCGACAGCAGGCGGUGGAGGUCGUGGAAUGCGUCUUGCUAAAGAGCCUGAGGAGUUUGUGAAGCUAUUACAGGCAGCUAAAACUGAGGCUGCUGCUGCUUUUGGUAAUGAUGGUGUUUAUCUUGAAAAGUAUAUUCAGAAUCCAAGGCACAUUGAAUUCCAGGUUCUCGCAGACAAGUUUGGUAAUGUCAUUCACUUUGGAGAGCGCGAUUGCAGUAUUCAGAGAAGGAACCAAAAGUUGCUAGAAGAAGCUCCGUCACCUGCAUUGACUGCCGAGUUGCGUAAAGCAAUGGGUGAUGCAGCAGUUGCAGCAGCAGCCUCUAUAGGCUACGUUGGUGUCGGUACUGUUGAAUUCUUAUUAGACGAAAGAGGCUCCUUUUACUUUAUGGAGAUGAACACUAGGAUACAGGUUGAGCAUCCUGUGACAGAAAUGAUUUCCUCUGUUGACCUAAUCGAAGAACAAAUCCGGGUUGCUAGGGGAGAGAAACUACGUCACAAACAGGAAGAUAUUGUGCUUAGAGGUCACUCUAUUGAAUGUCGUAUAAAUGCUGAAGAUGCUUUUAAAAAUUUCAGGCCUGGGCCAGGUCAAAUAACAACCUACUUGCCAGCUGGAGGUCCAUUUGUAAGGAUGGAUAGCCAUAUGUACCCUGAUUACACAGUUCCACCUAGUUACGAUUCUCUCCUCGGAAAGCUGAUUGUAUGGGCUCCAACAAGAGAGAGGGCAAUUGAGCGCAUGAAAAGGGCCCUUAAUGAUACCGUUAUAACAGGUGUUCCAACGACGAUUGAAUACCAUAAACUCAUUCUUGAAGUUGAGGAUUUCAAAGAUGGAAAGAUUGAUACUGCCUUUAUUCCAAAGCAUGAACAUGAGUUGGCAGCGCCCCGGAACAUAGUAGCAACCCCUCCUGCUAAAGAGACCGCCAACACUGCAGCAUAGAAGAAGAAACAAAAUCUCCCGAGGAUUAAACAUACUGACAAACUUUACUCCUGUAGUCUCUCCUCUCUGCCUACUGAGGCUUCCAGAUUUUUUUAAUUUCUUUUAGAUCAUUGCAUAGACUUCAGACCGGGAUUUGCUCAUGUAAAAACUAGUCAUAGAUUUCAAUAGAUGUUUAUACCGCACAUUACUUCUUUCGUUUUUUU